Messenger RNA from Archocentrus centrarchus (flier cichlid), 767 nucleotides. Its product is annotated as phospholipase A and acyltransferase 3-like. The coding region runs from base 67 to 717 and encodes 216 amino acids. Gene Ontology annotation, molecular function: glycerophospholipid phospholipase A1 activity; A2-type glycerophospholipase activity. Gene Ontology annotation, biological process: N-acylphosphatidylethanolamine metabolic process. The transcript is spliced from 6 exons. The record is from RefSeq and is a predicted model, not a curated record. NCBI's taxonomy places the organism in Eukaryota, Metazoa, Chordata, Actinopteri, Cichliformes, Cichlidae. Gene Ontology annotation, cellular component: cytoplasm.
AACGGGGGAUGGUAGGACAGCUAGGACACAGUCUCACCCAGGAGGAAGCAUGGGGGAAAAGGGUCCAUGGUCCAAUAUUUUUCUUUUUCUGAAGACGUUCUGGAAGUAGUUGCAGAGCAGUUAAAUUUAUAUGCCAUUCAGUGUGACACAAACGCGCUCCAUAACCUCACUACUAAAGGACUGACUUCAGCAGGUCUUGAGACAUCAUGGGAUCAUCAUCAUCAUCACCAUCUUCUUCUUGAUGACAGGGAACCAGAGCUUGGGGACCUGAUUCAGAUCUUUCGUGACAACUAUCAGCACUGGGCCGUGUAUGUCGGUGACGGCUUUGUUGUUCACUUUGUAGAGGACUCUGGAGGCUCCAUCAGUACCUCUGUCACAGCUGGAAACGGCUUUGUGCUGAAGCAGAAGUUGUGGAAUGUGGUGGGAAAAGACAAGUGGAAAGUCAACAACAGCCUGGACAAGGAGUAUAAACCCCGCCCAGCAAAUGUUAUUGUGAAGAAGGCUAAAGCAGUGACGGACAAACAGCUGGAAUACAACCUUUUAUCAUAUAACUGUGAGCACUUUGUCAACGAGCUGCGCUAUGGUGUGGCUGAAUCCCAGCAGGUGCAAAAAGCAGUCGAAGUCGCAACUUUCGUAGGUGUCGUAGGUGGAGCAGCCUUGUUGGGAAUUCUGGCUUCACGUUCUAAGGAAUCACGGUCUAGACCCAACUCAUACUGAGUUCAUCCAUCUUUUAUGUUGUUUAUAAUUUAAACCCUUUUUCAUCAUGA